Messenger RNA from Dictyostelium discoideum AX4, 1602 nucleotides. RefSeq lists its product as hypothetical. Bases 1 to 1602 code for a protein of 533 amino acids. Lineage: Eukaryota; Evosea; Eumycetozoa; Dictyosteliales; Dictyosteliaceae. The transcript has a single exon. The record is from RefSeq and is a predicted model, not a curated record.
AUGGAAAUAAAUAGUAAAGAUUUAAAUGAUAGUUUAUUUUUUAAAACUUGGAGAAAUAAAUUUUUAAAAUUUAAAAUAUUUGAAUUUAUAAAAAUAAUUAAUAAUGAAUUUGUUCAAUUUGAAAAUAAAGAAACAUUAUUGAAAUAUAAAGAUAGGGAUUAUAUUCAAACAUUAGAAUAUCAAAGUAGAAAACCAUUAGAAAUUGGUGAUUUACCAUGUAAUGGGUUAUUAAAAACUAUUGAAUUCACAGAACCGGUACCUAUCAUUACAGGUCCAGAAAUUCCAAACACUGUUGAAAAUGUAAUAUUUAGUAUUGAUAGUGAUUGUGAUUCUGAUGAAGAGUUUUCAAUUAAAAAAUUAAAAAAAAGAGUUAUAUCAUUAAAAGAUUUACCAUCAAGUGUAACAAAUGUUGAAAAUGUAAUUUUACAAGGGGACAAUUUUGGUGACAAUAAUAAUAAUAAUGAUGAUGAUGAUGAUAUUAUUCCUAAAAAUAUUAAAUCAAUAUCUAUUAAAAAAUGUUCACAACUAUCAAAUAAAUUUAAAAUUCCAAAUUCAGUUACAUCAUUAUCAUUUUGGAGAUCUUGUUAUUGGGGUAAUAAAAAAGGUUUAGAAUUAAAACAAACAGAUAUCCCAUCUUCAAUUACAAAUUUAAAAAUAAAUGAUCAUAGUAAUAAAAUUAAAAAAAACAUUUUACCAAAUUCAAUUAAAAUUUUAAAAUUUCAAGUUGAUACAAUGAAAUUAAUAUCAUCUGUUGAUAGUAAUAAUAUCGAUGGUGGUAAUAAUGAUAAUGGUGGUGAUGGUGGUGGUGGUGGUGAUAAUAGUAACAAUGUUAUUAAUUAUAAAAAUUAUAAAUUUGAAGAAAUUGAAACUAUAAGCUAUUAUAAUUAUUAUUCAGAAAAAAAUUCAUCAUUUCUUAGAAUUGGUAUUGUACCAUCAAGUGUUAAAUGUUUAACAUUAUUAUGUAUUCUAAAAAGUUUAGUUAUUGAAUCUGGUGCAUUACCAACAAUAUUGGAUGAAUUGACUAUUAAUAUUAAUUUACCAAAUUUUAUGGACUUUGGUGAAAAUAAAUUAAAUUUAUUAAAACUUCAUUUAAAAGGUCAUGAAAUUGAUUUAAAUAAAAAGUUAAUACCAUUAGAUUCAAAUAUUCAAUCAUUUAUAUACCAAAGUUCAUCAUAUACUCUUAGAGAUAAGAAUGUAAUAUUUGAAUCGAAUAUAUUACCAAAUUCAAUAACUGAUUUAACAUUUAAAACUAAAAAUUUACAUUUAACAUUUCCAAUUGGUUCACUACCAAAUAAUUUAAAAAAAUUAUCACUUAUUGAUACAAUUUAUACUUCAACAAUAACAAUACCAAUAAAAACACCAAAAACAGAAAUGGAUAUUUACCAAUCAAAUUUAAAAAUUGAUUAUCUUCCAGAAUCAUUAACUGAAUUAACUUUAAAUCAUUGUUAUAGUAGUGAUGAUUUUCAAAAUGAUAUCAUUCCAAUUUUACCAGAAUCAUUACAUACAAUUAAUCUUGAUAUAUUAAUGAAAGAUAAAAUUUUAAAUUUUAAACCUCAUGUUAAAAAUAUUUCCUUUAAAGAAACAAAAAUAAAUAAAUAUUAA